AUGAUACAAAAAAUAAAAAAAAAUGAAUUAAUUUUUUUUUUUUUUAUUAAGGUAAAGGAUGUAUCUUUCAUCAGUAACUCAAAAUUUCAUAUCGAUGUGAUCAUAUCAAGUCGUAAUGAAGGAAAUCAUUCUAGGCAACCUCUUAAAGUCAUCAGAACAAAGAAAAAUAAAUUUCAACCUGCUUGA
Dictyostelium discoideum AX4 is the source of this 186-nucleotide messenger RNA. RefSeq lists its product as hypothetical. The record is from RefSeq and is a predicted model, not a curated record. The transcript is spliced from 2 exons. The coding region runs from base 1 to 186 and encodes 61 amino acids. Lineage: Eukaryota; Evosea; Eumycetozoa; Dictyosteliales; Dictyosteliaceae.